AUGUGGUGUCCAAAUGAGCGGGUCAAAGCCCCGCAGACAACAUACGAGAGAGCGUUUCACGACAAAGGGGCGGCGUCUCCAGCAUCGAUACGCUGGCUGGGUCGCACAAGCUAAGUGCUGGGGAAGCAUAUUCAUCACCCUUUAUGUGGACACGGUGGAGAGAGGUGGAUUGCCGGGGCGCCUGUUGACGGUUAUGACACGAAAACGCAAACAGUAUACCACUAUCAAGGCAGCUACUGGCAUGGAUGUGUCCACUGUUUCCUGAAUGAUAGACAAAAAAUCGUAAAUAACGGCAAAACAAGAGAUGAGGCAUUCUUUGCAACAGCGGAACGUACAAGACCUCUCCGCGAAGCAGGUUACCGCGUGAUCAAGAAAUGGGAGUGUCAAGACAAAAAAACGCGAGACCCCCACCAAAACAAGAAACAAGACGUACCCCACCCAAUUUUGUACGAUUUCGAAUCGUACCACGACAAAACGCAGCCGAACGAGGCGACGCGCGACCUUAUCUACGAAAACGCACAGAUGCCAAUUUCGGUGAGCCUUGGCGACACGUUGGACCGCGAGCCACCGAGCAUCUGCGACCCCAACCCCAAAGAGCUGACACUUCGCAGAGCUGUUCGCCGACACAACAGCCAAAGUGCAGAUAGGAAAAAAAAGCGAACACGACGAUGUUUAUGA
Porites lobata is the source of this 678-nucleotide messenger RNA. Lineage: Eukaryota; Metazoa; Cnidaria; Anthozoa; Scleractinia; Poritidae. The record is from the annotation of a GenBank genome assembly.